AUGCAGUUCAAAUCCUUCAUCUGCGCGAUUCUGCCGCUGCUUUUUCAGCCUGGAUCUGCUAGCGGUGCUCCCAACAAUCGGGUUAUCAGGAACAUCGAGAAAUACACCGCCCCUAGGUCCGCGGCCAACUUCAGUAACAAUGUGUACCAGACCGACUUCGAAGGCGUGACCUGGGACGAAGAAAAUUGGCUUCUGAGCACGACCAACUUGGAACAGGGUCGCUUUCAAUCGCGAGGAUCCGUGGCGAACGGGUACUUAGGAAUCAAUGUUGCCAGUGCUGGUCCUUUCUUUGAAAUCGAUAGUCCCCAUGAUACCAACGGUUGGCCACUGUUCUCUACCCGCCAGUCCUUUGCAACGAUCAGUGGGUUUUUUGACUCGCAGCCUACCACAAACGGUAGCAACUUUCCUUGGUUGUCCCAGUACGGCGGCGACAGUGUCAUCAGCGGUGUCCCCCAUUGGGCUGGAAUCAUUUUGGAUCUUGGAAAUAAUACUUAUUUGGACGCAAAGGUGGACAACAAGACCAUCACCAAUUUUAGGACUACAUACGACUUUAAAUCAGGCGUCUUGGUCUGGUCCUAUAAAUGGAUGCCCCGGGGCAACAAGGGAUCGUACCAGAUUACCUACCGUCUUCUCGCCCACAAGCUGUACAUCAACCAGGCUAUGGUGGACAUGGAGAUUAUCCCAUCUGAGGAAUCGGAGGCGACCAUCGUGAAUGUUAUCGAUGGAGCAUGUGCAGUGCGUACAGAUUUCGUGGAGACUGGGCAGGACAACGGUGCUAUCUUCUCGGCUGUACGACCGAAUGGUAUCGCUAAUGUUACGGCCUAUAUAUACGCCAACAUGACUGGCUCGUCAAAUGUGGACCUCACUUCUCGCAGGAUUGUUUCCAACAAGCCAUAUGUUCAUGUCCACGAAUCGUCUAUUGCGCAAGCCAUGAACGUGAAGUUCAAGCCUGGUCAGGUAGUCCGCGUCACCAAAUAUGUCGGAGGAGCUUCUACGGAUGCCUUCCAGGACCCGAAACAAACAGCGAAAAAUGCCGCUUCCACCGCAAUGAGCAAUGGUUACACUGAGUCUAUUCGAUCUCAUAUCAUUGAAUGGGCAAGUGUUAUGCCUGAGAGCUCUGUUGACCACUAUGCGUUCCCGAACGGAACCCUACCUGCAGACAACAAUAUCAUUGAUUCUGCAAUCAUUUCCGUGACCAGCACAUACUACUUGCUGCAGAAUACCGUCGGCAAGAAUGCAGCCAAACAAGUCCCGGGAGCCCCGGUUAAUGUGAACAGUAUUUCAGAUGGCGGUUUAUCGUCUGAAUCUUACGGUGGCCUAUUCUUCUGGGUUGGGGAUGUGUGGAUGCAGCCCGGUCUUGUUACCUCUCACCCUGAAGCGUCCGAAGCAUUCACCAAUUACCGUGUGGCGAAAUAUGCGCAAGCACAGGAGAACAUUCAGACUGCGUUCUCAGGAUCUCAGAACCAGACCCAUUUCACUUCGUCAGCUGCCAUCUUCCCUUGGACCAGCGGACGGUUUGGUAAUUGCACAGCUACCGGCCCUUGCUGGGACUACCAGUAUCAUGUCAACGGAGAUAUCGGGAUUUCUAUGGUCAACCAAUGGGUUACAAGUGGUGAUACACAGCUGUUCAAAGAAAAACAUUUCCCCAUCUAUGACUCGGUGGCCACCCUCUAUGGGGAUCUUCUGGUUCGGAAUGGGUCUUAUUGGACAUUGACCAACAUGACUAACCCUGACGAGUACGCCAACAAUAUUGAUGCGGGUGGCUUCACGAUGCCGCUCAUUGCCAAGACCCUCCGACACGCCAACGCCUUUCGUCAGCAAUUUGGGCUUGAGGAGAAUGCCACAUGGGAUCAAAUGGCCGAGAAUGUUUUGGUACUUCGCGAUAAUGACGUGACUCUCGAGUUCACUGCCAUGAAUGGAAGCGGAGUGGUCAAGCAAGCUGAUGUCGUUAUGGUCACUUAUCCCCUGGGCUAUACUGCCAAUUACACCACUCAGAACUCACUGGAUGAUCUGGACUACUACGCUGCCAAACAGUCUGCCGAUGGCCCUGCGAUGACCUGGGCCAUCUUUUCUAUCGUCGCGAACGAGGUGGCGCCUUCCGGGUGCUCAGCCUACACAUAUGCUCAGUACUCGUACAAGCCUUAUACCCGCGCACCAUUUUUCCAAAUGUCGGAGCAGCUGUUGGAUAACCCUACCCUCAACGGUGGCACGCACCCGGCAUACCCCUUUCUGACUGGUCACGGUGGUGCCAACCAGGUCGCCAUAUAUGGUUAUCUUGGGCUACGACUGCUGCCAGAUGACGUCCUUUAUGUCGAUCCUAACUUGCCUCCACAGGUUCCAUACCUCAAAUAUCGCACCUUCUACUGGCGCGGGUGGCCUAUAUCUGCAUGGUCAAACUACACGCAUACGACCAUCAGCCAUGCCGUAGGAAUUGCGGCCCUUGAUACCGCCGAUCAGCGCUUUGCCAACAAGACAAUCACGAUCCACUCUGGCCCAAAGACCAACGCCACCACUUAUCACCUCCCUCUAAAGGGCGCCGUUGUCAUUCCCACACGACAGAGUGGGUCCGAGAAUACAGUGCCUGGCAACCUCGUACAAUGCCAGCCCGUUUACUCUUCCGACGCGUUUGAGCCUGGUCAAUUUCCUAUCUCCGUAGUGGAUGGUGCAGCCUCGACAAAAUGGCAGCCCUCACUCGCAUCUGAUGUGGCCUCUGUGACGGUCUCCUUCGACGAGGAAGAGGCCGGCACUAUGGUCUCCGGCUUCCUUUUCGACUGGGCGCAAGCACCCCCGGUCAAUGCCACAGUGAUCUUCCACAACAAGACCCUGCAAAAUCCUGCGAUGGCGCUUUCCUCCCCUCAAAGUUCAGAUUAUACAGUUGUUCACACAUUGAGCAACAUCACUCAAUCGAGUCCUUACGACCCUGAGACCACAAAUCUCGAUGUCAUAGCCAUCCCCACUGGCAAUACCACCAACGUGACUUUGUCAGCCCCCGUGCCCGCAGCACGAUAUGCUUCUCUACUCAUCGUGGGAAACCAAGCCCUCGGCCCUGUUGAUGUGCAGGCCAAGAAUGGUACUGGCGCAACUGUUGCCGAGUGGGCGAUUCUCGGAAAAGACAAGAAAAACGACCAGGCUUCCUCAGGCACUGAACCUGCUAAGGGAAAGAUGAAUGCGCAUGCCGCAGCUGCCGUAUCGAAUGCGGUUUCCAUGGGUCAGCGUCGGCAGAAACUGUCUCAACCUUAUGGAGGCUGA
Molecule: messenger RNA, 3249 nt
Organism: Penicillium canescens
Lineage: Eukaryota; Fungi; Ascomycota; Eurotiomycetes; Eurotiales; Aspergillaceae
Product: Six-hairpin glycosidase
Exons: 4
Coding region: 1-3249 (1082 amino acids)
Biological process (GO): trehalose catabolic process
Cellular component (GO): fungal-type cell wall
Molecular function (GO): carbohydrate binding; alpha,alpha-trehalase activity
Source: RefSeq, a predicted model, not a curated record